CGGAAAGAUGGACGUCAGUCUGGACGUCAGCUGUGAAUUGCCAAAAAACAGCAAUAAAUUUACUGGUACAGACGAAAAAACGAUUAAUUCCCAUCGUAAGGGAGUCUCUUGUGUUAAGUUUAGCCCAAACGGGCAAUUUAUAGUUUCCUCUUCAGCCGACAAACUGAUCAAAAUAUGGAACUUGGCUGGAAAAUUAGAAGGGACUUUGAAAGGACAUAAGCUUGAAGUUUCUGAAGUUUCUUGGAAUUCUGCGAGUCAGUUUCUUGUUUCGGCGUCAGACGACACCAGCGUUAGGAUAUGGGAUCUUGCCAGCAUGACUUGUGUUAAGAUUCUUCUUGGUCAUCAAGAUUAUGCCUUCUGUUGCUGUUUUAACUUGAAAACAACUUUGGUUGUGUCGGGUUCAUUUGAUGAAAGCAUCAAGAUCUGGGACGUGUCUGAAGGUACUUGUCUGAAAACCUUAGUUGGCCACAGUGGAGCAGUAACAGCAGUGCUGUUCAGCAGGGACGGGACCCUUGUCAUCUCUUGUAGCUAUGACAGCAAAUGCUGUGUAUGGGAUGUACUGUCUGGCUGUUGUUUGAAAUCCAUCUCAGUAAGCCAGCAGUCAAAUUUACCCAUAUCUCAUGCCACAAUGUCACCAAAUGGCAAAUAUCUGUUGAUUUCAACCCUUGAUAGCACACUUACAAUGUGGGAUUACAAAAUUGGACAAGGAAGGAUUAUCAAAACCUACCAAGGACAUCUAAACAAGGACUAUUGUGUAAUGAGCUGCCUUAGCACAGUGAAUGGCAAGUGGGUAUUAUCUGGAUCAGAAGACAAUCAGCUGUAUAUGUGGGAAAUAAACUCUUGUCAAAUUGUGGGAAAGCUGAGUGGACACACAAAACCUGUAUUAAGCUGUGAUGCUCAUCCAUCAGAUCAAGUUAUUGUAUCAGGUUCACUUGAUAAGAGCAUCAAGUUAUGGAGGUGGUCUUCAGAUGAGCAAGGUGUACUGUGAUCUCCUCUGCCUUCUACAGUUGCUCUGCAGUUUCUCGGAGAAUGUUUGCAAAGGGCCUCCAAAGCAUUGAGAAAAACUGGCUGGAUCUUUUUCAACAGUCGGCAUUUCAAGACCAUGCUCUGUGGCACAGAUUCUAAAUGGAAUCAUUAGCCUAUGUACCUUACCUUAAAACUGGACAAAAUCAUUCCCUGUGUGCCCUGGAAGAGAGGAAUCUGGACCUUUUUCAAGGAAGAAAGAUAAAGAACCUUGGAAUGAGUUUAGGUCACAAACUAGGCAAAAACUUUUCAAAAUUUUGUAUAGAUUUUCUGCAUCAACAAGCAAAUUUUCAGUUUUUAUUUAAAUGUUUGGAAAUAUCUCUUUUGGAACUUUGGUGUGCCUAAAGGUGACUUAAACCAAAAACUUGAUUUUGUAAUGCAAGUGCUGAUAAAAAAACAAAAAUAGAGUUUGCAAUGAACUAAACCCAAGCAUACUAAAACAAGGACAAAUUUUGUUCUAGCAGAUAACUUCUUAAUGAGAUGUACAAACCUAUAGAGAAGUUAGAGAUCAAAUAGCAAUUACAUUCAUUAUUUUGUAAAGAU
Messenger RNA from Pocillopora damicornis (cauliflower coral), 1566 nucleotides. RefSeq lists its product as uncharacterized. The record is from RefSeq and is a predicted model, not a curated record. Gene Ontology annotation, molecular function: histone binding. Gene Ontology annotation, cellular component: Set1C/COMPASS complex. Lineage: Eukaryota; Metazoa; Cnidaria; Anthozoa; Scleractinia; Pocilloporidae.